Messenger RNA from Elaeis guineensis (African oil palm), 2443 nucleotides. Its product is annotated as BTB/POZ domain and ankyrin repeat-containing protein NPR5. The record is from RefSeq and is a predicted model, not a curated record. Gene Ontology annotation, cellular component: nucleus. Lineage: Eukaryota; Viridiplantae; Streptophyta; Magnoliopsida; Arecales; Arecaceae. Gene Ontology annotation, biological process: plant organ development; regulation of DNA-templated transcription; induced systemic resistance, jasmonic acid mediated signaling pathway. Gene Ontology annotation, molecular function: protein binding; transcription cis-regulatory region binding.
CUAUCUCUGUCGAUCUAUCUCCCUCUCAAGAAAAAAGCAAAAAAAGAAAAAGAAAAAAAAUCCCAUCCUACCACCACAGAACCCCCAAAGUAGAGGAACAAGAAACGAGAUGCAGCAUCACUGCGGCGAAGAGAUCAUGAGAAGAAUACCCUCUCACCACCACUUCCCCCCUCCUCCCCUCUCUCAUUCCCUCUCCUCUCCCUUGACACACAACUCCCCCUUCUAGACCUCUCUCUACCCUCCCCUUCUGAAACGCUUUCAAGUCAGUCAGCUGAGAGAUUGAUUGAUAUAUAGAUUCAUAUAUACAAACACCUGACAAAAAGGACAUAGGAGAGUUAAAAGGGCCAAGCCGCUUCGCAGCAGCAGCAGUUCGGUUCGGUUCAGUUCAGUUCAGUUCAGCAAUGGAGGAUUCACUGAAAUCCCUCUCCUUGGACUACCUGAACCUCCUGAUCAAUGGCCAGGCCUUCAGCGACGUCACCUUCAGCGUGGAGGGCCGCCUCGUCCACGCCCACCGCUGCAUCCUCGCCGCCCGCAGCCUCUUCUUCCGCAAGUUCUUCUGCGGGCCCGAUCCCCCUUCCCCGGGUCUCCUCCUCCUCCACCAGGACCUCCACCCCCACCACCAUCAAAGCCCCCGCUCCCCUUCCGGCGCAUCCACCUCCUCCCCACGCGGCGGCGGCGCCGCCGUGAUCCCCGUGAAUUCAGUCGGCUACGAGGUGUUCCUGCUGCUGCUGCAGUUCCUCUACAGCGGCCAGGUCUCCAUCGUCCCGCAGAAGCACGAGCCGCGCCCCAAUUGCAGCGAGCGCGGCUGCUGGCACACCCAUUGCACCGCCGCCGUCGACCUUGCCCUCGACACCCUCGCCGCCGCCCGGUCCUUCGGCGUCGAGCAGCUGGCGCUGCUCACCCAGAAGCAACUGGCGAGCAUGGUGGAGAAGGCGUCGAUCGAGGACGUGAUGAAGGUGCUGAUGGCGUCGCGCAAGCAGGACAUGCAACAGCUGUGGACCACCUGCUCCCACCUCGUCGCCAAGUCGGGCCUCCCCCCCGAGGUCCUCGCCAAGCACCUGCCCAUCGACGUCGUGGCCAAGAUCGAGGAGCUCCGCCUCAAGACCUCCCUCGCCCGCCGCUCCUCCUUCAUGGCCCACCACCCGCUCGACAUCGCAGCCGCCGGCCCCUCCUCUGCUGAGCUCGAGGACCACCACCACAAGAUCCGGCGCAUGCGCCGCGCCCUCGAGUCCUCGGACGUCGAGCUCGUCAAGCUCAUGGUCAUGGGCGAGGGGCUCAACCUCGACGACGCGCUCGCCCUUCACUACGCCGUCGAGAACUGCAGCCGCGAGGUCGUCAAGGCGCUCCUGGAGCUCGGCGCCGCCGACGUCAACUGUCCCGCCGGGCCGGCGGGGAAGACUCCCCUUCACAUCGCCGCCGAGAUGGUAUGCCCCGACAUGGUCGCCGUCCUCCUCGACCACCACGCGGACCCCAACAUCCGGACGGUUGAUGGGGUCACUCCGCUCGACAUCCUCCGAACCCUCACCUCGGACUUCCUCUUCAAGGGCGCCGUCCCGGGGCUCUCGCAUAUCGAGCCCAACAAGCUCCGGCUCUGCCUUGAGCUCGUCCAGUCCGCGGCGAUGGUCAUGUCGAGGGAGGAGGCAGCAAAUAGCGGCGGCGGCGGAGGUCGAAAUCCCAACACGACUAUCUACCAUCCGAUGAAUCCCGAGCCCAGCAAUUGUAAUGCAAACAGCCUCAGCAGCAGCAGCAGCAGCAUGGUGAACCUUAGUCUCGAUUCGAGAAUGGUUUACCUCGAUCUUGGCAUGGCGGCGCAGUUGGGGUGCAAGAUCAGUGAUGGGGGUGAGGAUGACAGCGGCAGCAGUAGGUCUCAAGGGGGUGGUGGUGGCAUCGGCCCAUCAUCCUCCAUGUAUUCUUCUCAUGGCUUCCCGUAACUCUACCUUGAUAUUUCGAAGAGCCACUUCUCUUAGUGCAUUCAAAGCCAGACACAAGAUCAGACCCAUCAUCCUGAGACUCCUGGUUACAUUCUCACUUCCAACUAUAAAAUCACGCGAAAUUCAAAUUUCAUGUUUUUUCCAAGAGCAACAAAUACUUGCUAGCUCUUCAGGUGCCGUCUGGAUGAAACCUAAUAUCAGGUAGAAGUAUUGUCUAGGCCAAUACAAAAGCAGGAAGUAUUUGUUUUUAAGUGCAGUCUGGAUGAAACCGAGAAUAUUGGAGUAGAAGUGUUGUCUAGCCAAUCCAAAAGCUCACAACUGAUUGUUCAAGCAUGGCUACAUAUGAUUGAUGAUUUUUCCAUUUCCUCUCAGCCAUAGCUCAUUUAUUGGUGGCUAUGAAUACUGAUCACAUGCGCAGAAAAGGAGUAUUUUUAAGGGAGGUGCAUAACAAGUUUAAUUGGACUUGUUUUUGCUAAAUAUAAUUGUUUUAGUGCAAAAUAAGUUCGCAUCAG